Messenger RNA from Aspergillus oryzae RIB40, 1854 nucleotides. RefSeq lists its product as uncharacterized. The record is from RefSeq and is a predicted model, not a curated record. The transcript has a single exon. Lineage: Eukaryota; Fungi; Ascomycota; Eurotiomycetes; Eurotiales; Aspergillaceae. The coding region runs from base 1 to 1854 and encodes 617 amino acids.
AUGCCCUCCAACAACGUACCCCCUACUAACGACCACGCGCACCACGAUUGGGACACCGUGAAAGCGGAUAAAGUCCAUCGUCCGAGUGCCGUUGAACAAAGCCGGACUGAGUCCGCCGAGAUUGGGGAGAAAUCUUCAUCUCGCAAGGGGUACCAGAAGUCCAUGUCUUCCGGAGUCGAGGAGAAAUCUUCACUCCGUCCAGUCCCUAAAACCACCGCAGCUGGGGGUAAAACCCUGGGCGGUAAGAAAAAUAAGAAGGCGAAAGCGCCAUCUGACCAGCGCAGUAUCCUCAGUUUCAUGGGGCCUGCUCACGAAGCCGGUGAAACAUCCGAGCCUCUACAAACCUCACACCGUCCAGGCCCUCAGACCACCGCAGCUGGAGGUAAAAUCCGGGGCGGUAAGAAAGGUAAGAAGGCGAGCGUGCCAUCUAACCAGGGCAGUAUCCUCAGUUUCAUGGGGCCUGCUGAAGAAGCCGGUCAAACAUCCGAGCCUCUUCAAACCGGUUGUAUUACAGCCGGAAAACGCCCUCCGACCGAAGCUGUAGCUGAAAAUGCCAGCGAGUCGAAGAGGGCUAAAAUAAUCAAAGAAGAGCCCGUCGUGUCUGUAAAGGCCGAGGAAGAGCUUGAAGAUACCCUCUACGACAUCAAAGAAGAAGAAGAAGAAGAAGUCCCCUUCAACCCGGAGGACUACGCCGACGUCAUCCUUAUUGAGGACGAGGAGUACCCCGACGAAUUAAAGUAUGAGGACGCCGCCGGGCACGAUGUCGAAGAGAAUGACCUGUCGGAACAAGUUUCUCAGGAGGCGGGCUAUUUUGAGGAGGAGGGUUUUAUUUCGGACGCGGAUCGGUAUCAGACUGCCGGUAUCGCGGACGAAGAUCAUGAGGCUCUCCAAGAGAGCUUCGACAAAAGCAUGCAUAGGGUUAUUAGAUACCUGUUCGGCUAUGCGCAAAGAACCCCUUUCAAGGAACUUUCAAGUAACGAUUCCUAUAUCGCAAAGGGUAUGUAUAAUUGGCUGCGGAGAGCAGAUCCUGAGGUUGUAUAUCGCCUAUAUCAGGCGAUCAUCCCUGUGUCUACUCGCACCAUCCUGGGCCACGAUAGACUGACCUGCCAACACAUUCUUGCUCUUCCAAAGGUGAGCCCCUCGCGUAGGGAAAAGGGUGUGUAUUUGGAUCUUGUCACUAGUCCCAGCGACAAUGGUGGACUCUAUACGGGGUCAACUAAAAAAUCUUUCGUCGUGCGGAUUCCAGCGCACAAAUAUCAGAUCCAACGAAAUGGGUCUGUAAAAGGUACACACUAUAUGUACAUCCGAGAGAAGACAAACAGAAAGCCCAACUUUCGCGUGGUUGCUGUCUUCCCUCGAGAUAUGCCAGAACUUGGGAUCGAAAAUGCGAAUAGCGAAUGGCUAAUCCGCUUUCUCGAGGCGGUUAUCAUGAUCGUGCUCGAUACGUUCACACCGGGAUCCAUAUCCCGAUUCUCGAUAACACAAGACCGGCUCAACCACCUGAAGUUCGAAUGUGACCUCAGAGAUACAAUCUUUGAAUCCCUGAACCACGCUUUGCCGACAAAGCAGCCGGUUGAGUCCAACUUACCUAAGGUAUGUAGCACGUGUGGUAAAGACAAGUACACUAGAUGGUGCUUGGAUUUCAAUGUUUCAACGUUGGGAGCCCGCCGCCUUUGCCCUUCAUGUUAUCAAUACAAGAGAAUACACGGCAUCGACAGGCCUGCUUCCCUUUAUAACAGGCUACCUCGACCAACCUCCGGGCCAUGCUGUAACCCAAACUGCAGUGUAGAGGCAUCUACGAGAUGGCGACGGGACCCAAAUGACAGUGUUCGGGUUCUAUGCUAUGCUUGCUAA